GGUGCCGAAAAUUGAAGAAAAUCCCGGUGUUUUUGAGCAAUAUUUGCGAAAAAUUUCUUUGUAAUAUUAAAAAAACCGCUGCCUCAAAAUUCAGGGUUUGGAGAAGAUAACAGUAAAGCUACGGAAGAUGCAAAAGUACGAGAAACUGGAGAAAAUUGGUGAGGGUACGUAUGGUACAGUAUUUAAAGGAAAAAAUCGCGAUACUUUGGAAAUUGUGGCCCUGAAAAGAGUCCGCCUAGAUGAAGACGACGAAGGAGUUCCCAGCUCGGCUCUGCGAGAAAUCUGUUUGUUAAAGGAACUAAAGCAUAAGAAUAUUGUACGACUUUAUGAUGUUCUUCAUUCGGAUAAGAAGCUGACACUUGUUUUCGAACAUUGCGAUCAAGAUCUUAAGAAAUAUUUCGAUAGUCUCAACGGCGAGAUUGACCCGGAUGUGGUCAAAAGUUUCAUGUACCAACUUUUGCGAGGGCUAGCUUUUUGUCAUAGUCAUAAUGUCCUACAUAGAGAUCUUAAGCCGCAAAAUUUGCUAAUCAAUAAGAAUGGCGAACUGAAAUUGGCCGAUUUUGGACUUGCUAGAGCUUUUGGCAUUCCUGUCAAAUGUUACUCGGCUGAAGUUGUAACGUUAUGGUACCGACCUCCAGAUGUGCUGUUUGGAGCGAAACUAUACACGACCAGCAUUGACAUGUGGUCAGCCGGGUGUAUUUUUGCCGAAUUAGCUAACGCUGGAAGGCCGCUUUUCCCCGGCUCCGAUGUCGACGAUCAGUUGAAACGAAUCUUUAAACUUCUUGGCACACCAACAGAGGAUACAUGGCCAGGAAUCACGCAGCUUUCAGACUAUAAACCAUUUCCCCUUUACCCUCCAACAACUUCGUGGAGCCAGGUGGUGCCUCGGCUAAACUCCAAAGGCCGGGAUCUACUGCAGAAAUUGCUCAUUUGCCGUCCCACACUGCGGCUUAGUGCAGAGCAAGCAAUGGCGCAUCCGUAUUUUACGGAAAACUGAAAACGAUUAUAGCAGCUAAAAUCGUUCCUUACGAGUACUAG
Messenger RNA from Ochlerotatus camptorhynchus, 1038 nucleotides. It is a transcript of the gene Cdk5, whose product is annotated as Cyclin-dependent kinase 5. Gene Ontology annotation, molecular function: cyclin-dependent protein serine/threonine kinase activity; ATP binding. Bases 128 to 997 code for a protein of 289 amino acids. The record is from RefSeq and is a predicted model, not a curated record. Gene Ontology annotation, biological process: protein phosphorylation; neuron apoptotic process; synaptic vesicle transport. Gene Ontology annotation, cellular component: cytoplasm; nucleus. The transcript has 4 exons. NCBI's taxonomy places the organism in Eukaryota, Metazoa, Arthropoda, Insecta, Diptera, Culicidae.